AUGGUUAGAAAGUAUAAAACCAAAACGGAUCGUUGCCUGAUCGACGAAAAGGUAGUCAAAAAGGCAGUUGAGGAUGUAGUAAAGCAUAAUAUGUCAAUCAGGUCUUCUGCAGCAAAACAUAAUUUGAAAAAGUCGAUGCUAUCUAAACGGGUGAAAAUUGGAAGAGAUUACAUUCAGGAUUCCGAUGAAGGUAGUGGUGAUGUUCGUGAUAAUGGAAGGAAAUAUGCAACGCGGCAAAUCUUUACCAUAGUCGAAGAAAAAAUGCUGUGUAAAUAUGUAAUGAAAUGUUCAGAUAUUCAAUAUGGAUUAACGUACAUUCAGGUGCGUAAACUUGCUUUCCAAUAUGCAGUAAAAUUAGAAAAAACAAUGCCCGAGUCGUGGAAAAAUGUUAAACAAGCUGGUGUUGACUGGAUGUACAGUUUUAUGAACAGACACCCUAAUUUGUCUUUACGGAAAGCUGAAAAUACAUCGUUAUCAAGGGCUACCGCGUUUAAUAAGCACAACGUCGGCACGUUUUUUAAGAACUAUUUAACAGUGAUCAACAAAUAUCAUUUUCGUCCAGAAAGGAUUCUAAACCUCGAUGAAACUGGGAUAACCACCGUCUUGCAGGCACCAAAAGUCAUUGCUACCAAAGGUAAGAAGCAGGUUGGUCAAAUAGUGUCGGCGGAAAGAGGGCAACUUGUUACAUUUGUCGGCAUAAUAUCAACUAUUGGAAAUACAGUCCCCCCGGCUUUUAUAUUCCCAAGAGUCCACUACAAGGAUCAUUUCGUUGCUGGUGGUCCUAUAGGCUGUUUGGGAAUGGCAACCAAGUCAGGAUAG
Messenger RNA from Photinus pyralis (common eastern firefly), 819 nucleotides. RefSeq lists its product as uncharacterized. The record is from RefSeq and is a predicted model, not a curated record. Lineage: Eukaryota; Metazoa; Arthropoda; Insecta; Coleoptera; Lampyridae. The transcript has a single exon. The coding region runs from base 1 to 819 and encodes 272 amino acids.